AUGGCUAAUUACACUGGUGGUCCACGUUAUACACGACCUUUAAUAAAUGAACGUCCAACACCAAGAUUUAAUGUACCAACAAAUCGAAAUAUUCCACGAAAUACUUUAAAUGAUCAAAAAUCUCAAUUAAAUAAACAAAUGAAUAUCUCACAAUCAACUAAACCAGUUAAUGAUACAACAAUAUCAACACCUCCAACUUCAAAUUCGCCUUCUAUACGAAAUCAAACAGUAACAAAUUCAAUCGAUUCAAAUACUGAUUCACCAAAUAAAUCAACAGAAAAUAUAUCUACUGAAGAAAAUUCAUAUAAUUCUUUAGAAUCAUCAAAUACGAAUAUAGAUAAUAAAUUAACAACAAAAACCGAUACAAAACUUUCUGAUGAAGAACAACAACAACGAUCUAUUGGACAAAAACGAUUACGAACUGAAACAAAUAUAUUUGAUUCAACAAUAUCAUUAUCACAACAACAAAUUAAUGAAAAAAAAACAACACAAGGUGGUCGUUGUCGUUUAUUUAUUGGUAAUGUACCAUCAGAUUUAACACAAGAUGAAUUUCAAUUAUUAUUUGGUAAAUAUGGUGAACUUAUUGAAUAUUUUGUUAAUCCAUCACGUGGUUUUGGUUUUAUUAAACUUAGUUCACGUCAAUUAGCUGAACAAGCUAAAUAUGAUCUUGAUGGUUAUGUUUUACGUGGUAAACCAUUACGUAUACGUUUUGCUAGUCAAGGUGCAACAAUUAAAGUUAAAAAUUUAUCAUCAAAUGUAUCAAAUGAAUUACUUAAAGAAGCAUUUGAACAAUAUUUUGGUGCUAUUGAACGUGCUGUUGUUAUUGUUGAUGAUCGAGGAAAAUCAAUUGGUGAAGGUAUAAUUGAAUUUGAAAAAAAACCAUCUGCACAAAAAUGUCUUAAUGAAUGUACAGAACGAUGUUUCUUUAUUACAAGUGAAUUAAGACCUGUCAUUGUUGAACCUUGGGAUAUUAAAGAUGAAGAAGAUGGUUUACCUGAAAAAUCUUUAGUUCGUAAUCCAGCAUAUAUAAAAGAACGAGAAGCAAAACCACGUUUUGCUGAAUUAAAUACAAUUGAACAUACAAUUGGUCUUAAAUGGAAAGAAUUAGAAUUACAAGAAAAACAAUUAUUAGAAGAAGUUAAAAGACGUAUGCAAUAUGCUACAGAACAAGUCAAAAUUGAAAUCGAUCAAAUGUAUUUAGAACAUCAAUCACAAGUAUUACGAGAAGAAUUAUUACGUCGUCAAGAAGAACUUCGUCGAAUAGACGAACUUCGAUCACAGGAAAUAGAUCGUCGUCGUAAUAUAAUACCAAUGCAUCGUCCUGAUGCUUAUCAUAAUCCAUUUAAUGUAUCUACUGGUUCUAUAAGUAAUGUAUUUCAUCAAAAUCAAGUAGCUGCUAAUGCAUUACAAUAUAAUGAUUUUCAACAAAUUUCAUAUACAAAUUCAAGUCCACUUAUGCAACAAACAUCACCUUUAGCAGCUAAUAUUGAUGCUGCUUAUACUACAAAUCAAGUAGCACGUAGUUAUGGAUUAACAACAAAUGUACGUACAACUGGAGGAGAUGAUUUUAUUCAACAACAACAACAACAAGGAUUUGAUAGAAAACGACCGAGAUAUUAA
Rotaria sp. Silwood1 is the source of this 1620-nucleotide messenger RNA. NCBI's taxonomy places the organism in Eukaryota, Metazoa, Rotifera, Eurotatoria, Philodinida, Philodinidae. The record is from the annotation of a GenBank genome assembly.